This is a messenger RNA of Amaranthus tricolor (Joseph's coat), 1954 nucleotides long. RefSeq names its product UPF0496 protein At3g19330-like. Bases 310 to 1428 code for a protein of 372 amino acids. The transcript has 3 exons. The record is from RefSeq and is a predicted model, not a curated record. Lineage: Eukaryota; Viridiplantae; Streptophyta; Magnoliopsida; Caryophyllales; Amaranthaceae.
AGAAGAUUUCCACACCAAUGGAACGUUGUCUUAUAGAGAAAAGAAAAACGGUAAACUCGUCCUCAUCAAGUCACACGAACUGUUCGAGUGGCUCGGACGCUUCUUUGCAGCGAAAGAAAACAUUCGAAGAAAGUGGCAGUUGUUACACACUUACACCACCAUCACAACAACGGCGACGAUAACAACAACGAAGCUCUAUCUGUCUCUGUUCCUUCUUCGUCACAAUCUAAAUCUCAGUUGAAACCACAGUUGAUUUUUUUUGACGGCAGAAAGGGGCUGCUGAACUUUUUGUAGGUAGAAGUGCUAGAUAUGCUGCAUUGCUUGACCUUGAAACCAUUGGCCUCAUCAUCAGCAACAACAGCAACUAGUCCUUCCUGCGCGCCAGAGUAUUCAUCAGAAGAUACGCCUACAACAUCUGGAACAAAUACUGUACUCUCACCCACUGUCAAUCCCUCACGUGAAUAUGCACUUGCAGUCCAGACAAAUUCCUACAAUGAGAUAAGGUCUAAGAUCCACGUGGUCGAGCAAUGUCAUAGCAGGGAGCCUGACCAUCAGCAGCAGCUUUUGUUGGCGCAGGAUAUUCUCCAGCCUGAUCGUGCGUCUGUUCAAGAGGUUCUGCAGUGCGCUCCACCCACAACUUUUACCCAACUUGUCUCUUCUUACUUUGAACACAGUGAGAAAACUUGCCAUCUCCUUCUCCUCCUACAUCAUAAUAUACAUCAUGCUCAUUCACUGUAUGCCAAUCUACAUGAUCUUGUCGACGUCCUACCUACCGACACACAGACCAUGACCGAAUUACAAUGCAAUCACGCCUUUGACGUCUUUCUCCAGUUUGACCAGAAAGGGAACCCUUUCCCGUGUCCUGACUCUCACAACUUCCAUGACAUGCGCGUUUGCUUUUCCGAACUCAAGAAACAGGUUGAUCAACGCCUUGAAAAGUCCCGUCGCAGGGUUCGUCGAGUUCACUGUGGCGCCACUACAUCAGCAUUAUGCUUUGUCGGGAUAGUUGUUGGAGUUACCAUAUCCACCAUCGCCAUCGGUGUUCAUGCAUUGGUCGCAUUGGUGGCCACUUCCUUCUGCCCCAUAAAUAUGCCUUCAAGGAUAACAAAGAAGGAAGUUGCAAACAUGUCACAGUUGGAUGCUGCAGCCAAAAGUGCUUAUGUGCUACAUAACGACUUGGACACCAUCGAUCGCCUUAUUUCCCGCCUACACACUGAAAUAGAAGGGGACAGACUUUUAAUUCGCCUUGGGUUGGAUAGGGGCAGGGACAAGUACCCUAUAUAUGAAGUGGUGAAGCAGCUGCGGAAGAAUCGUGCAAGUUUUAUGGACCAACUCACAGAUCUGGAAGAGCAUAUUUGUCUCUGCGUUGCUGCAAUCAACAAAGCAAGAUCUCUCCUGCUUCAGGGGAUACCUCUUUAUCAGAAUUAGUUUUAGCUCGACUCGACUUAGCAUCUUAAUGUUGCCCACUUAAUUUUGGGUGUGUAGAAAAGGUUAGAUUCAUUUUUCAUUUACUUACAUUAGUAGUUAGUAAGAUUAGGGCACGUAGAUUUAUUUCCGGGUUUUGAUUCCAAUUUUUGAUCCAUAGAUCAUGAAAACCCCAGUAACUUUAAUGAAGUAUAUUUGUUUUUCGUAUGGGUGGGUGAUGUGGCUCGUCUGGGCUAAUAAUCUAAUUUUCCUUUGUAUUUAUGUCAAUCAAACAUUUUUAAGUAUAGUAUCUAGAUAAGUGUAUUCAUUGAUACUCUUUACAAAAAUAAAAUCUUGGGUUAGUAUAGGCAUAAUAUACUUCAUGAGUAAACAAACCAAUUCAACCAAAAUUGAACCGAUGCUAAGCCGGUCACUUGAAUAAUCAAUUACAAUCUGGCACGCAUCUAACCGAUGCAAACAUGACCCAUCAUGAUAUAUAUUUGACAAUUAAUAGAAUCCAUUAAAGCACACUCAAAAUCUGACUGAUUAU